AUGCUGUGUACAAGAUCAUGGACAGAGAGCUCCCAGAAAUCGUCCUCUAAAAAGGAGUUCAAAGACGUCUUCUUCGAGUAUCCAACACGACCGGACUCGAUGAUAUUGAAGGGCCUUGACCUGAAGAUUGAAACAGGAAAGGCCGUAGCACUUGUUUGGCCAAGUGGGUCGGGGAAAUCGACAAUCGUUGCUAUCAUUGAGAGCAGAUUGGUGAGUCAGGAACCAAAAGCUUGUUUGCAGGAACUAUCCGAUAAAACAUUGCAUACGCUCCACAAACCUCAGGCUUCUGAUGAUGAUGCAUACAUUGUUGGUAACUUGGUAUGGUGCAGCAGAUUGAGCGAGGGGUAUGGCACAUAUUGUGGAGAAAGACGAGUUCAGUUAUCUGGCAGCCAGAAACAAAGUAAAAGGGAGCAAUUGCCCGAGCCAUACCGAAGAAUCCAAAAGUCCUGCUGGUGGCUCACCAGCUCUCUUCAGAAUUCCGACACCAUUGCAGUGAUCAAGAAUGGCCAAGUUGCAGAGGAAGUAUGA
Messenger RNA from Linum tenue, 528 nucleotides. The record is from the annotation of a GenBank genome assembly. Lineage: Eukaryota; Viridiplantae; Streptophyta; Magnoliopsida; Malpighiales; Linaceae.